This is a messenger RNA of Papaver somniferum (opium poppy), 2401 nucleotides long. Its product is annotated as probable leucine-rich repeat receptor-like protein kinase At1g35710. The coding region runs from base 101 to 2392 and encodes 763 amino acids. NCBI's taxonomy places the organism in Eukaryota, Viridiplantae, Streptophyta, Magnoliopsida, Ranunculales, Papaveraceae. The transcript has 2 exons. Gene Ontology annotation, molecular function: protein binding. The record is from RefSeq and is a predicted model, not a curated record.
UUUUGAAAAUGUCACGACAAUUGAAGAGGAAGUAGCGGCUCUUUUGAAAUGGAAAUCAAGCCUUAUAAAUCAAAAUCAUUCUCUUCUCACUUCUUGGAAGAUGAAUUCUACUGGGAGCAAAACAAGUCCAUGCGAGUGGUAUGGAAUCCAUUGUAACAACGAGGGAAGUGUUGCUGAACUGAAUGUAACCAGUUUGGGUUUACGAGGUACGCUCCAUAAUUUCAACUUUUCAUCUUUCUCAAACUUGGUUAGUCUUGACUUGAGCCUGAACGAACUUUUCGGAACCAUUCCAUCCCAGAUCAGUAAUCUUACGAAACUCACGCACCUUGGUUUUCAUUCCAAUAAUUUUUCUGGACAUAUUCCACCAGAAAUAGUCUUUCUUACAAGUUUGCGAUAUUUGGACCUUUCUCAAAAUCAAAUAAGUGGAUCCAUCCCUCAGAAAAUUGGAAGUUUAUAUUCUCUGUUUGAUAUGAGGUUGAACGAGAACAAUCUGACUGGUUCAAUUCCUACUUCUAUAUCCAAUCUGACUAAUUUGAGCAUUUUAUCAAUCCAUCAAAAUCAAAUCUCAGGUGUUAUUCCUCAAGAUAUCGGAAGGCUAAGUUCUCUUACCCUUUUAGCAUUGUCUAAAAACAAUCUCAGUGGUUCAAUCCCCACUUCUAUAACCAAUUUGACUCGCCUGAGCACUCUUUACCUGUUUGAUAACCAGCUUUCUGGUAUCAUUCCUCGAGAUAUUGGAAGGCUACACUCUCUUACAAUCUUAGGCAUGCAUCAAAAUAAUCUUUCUGGUUCAAUCCCUAUUUCUAUAUGCAACUUGGCCAACAUCACCUUUUUAUCAAUUUAUAAAAAUAAACUUACUGGCGCCAUCCCUCGAGAUAUUGGAAAGCUAAGGUCUUUAAAUACCUUAAUAAUGUCCCAGAACAAGCUCACUGGUGCCAUCCCUCCAGAUAUUUGGAAGAUAAGUUCUCUGACUUCCUUGCAUCUGUCCAUGAACAAACUCACUGGUACAAUCCCUGCUGCUGUGGGUAAUUUGAGAAAUUUGACGUUUUUAUGUCUUUUUCAAAAUCAAUUAACUGGUUCGCUGCCGAUAGAAAUCAAAAGUUUAACACAGUUGGAAUUUCUGUAUUUGAGUCAGAACAAGCUCACCGGUGGAAUCCCAGCUUCUUUAAGUAACUUCAAAAAGUUGAGAGAGCUAACUCUUUUUAACAACCAAUUAACUGGGUCAUUACCUAUAGAUUUGAACAAACUAAACCACUUGACUUUAUUAGCUUUGAAUAACAACUCUUUUUCUGGGAUAAUACCCACUAGUAUAUGGCACUGUACCAAUCUUACAUAUAUGAAUCUUGGCAACAACUAUCUCACUGGAAAUAUUUCAUAUGAGAGUGUAACAGCUCAACAAUUGAAAUAUCUUUUAUUAAAUGACAACCAUCUCAGCGGUACUAUUCCUAAGUCCAUUGGUAAGCUUCAAUACUUGAAAGUUCUCCAGUUAUCCAAUAACAAGUUCGAAGGAAAUAUACCCACUGAGGUUUCUUCUCUACGUGACCUUCAGAUCCUUUCUUUAAAGUCCAACAAGUUCAACGGAUCAAUCCCCCAGAAGAUUAAUCAUUUGCGUCAACUCCGUAUUUUGGAUUUAUCACAAAAUAAUCUCACAAGUCUAAUUCCUAGCAGCAUAGGGAACCUGAAGAAGCUAACAAGUAGAUUUAAUGACACAGUCACGAUUUCUAGUUAUGACUUGGGGGGAGUACGAUUGAAUAUGUCGAUCAAAGGUAACGACAUCGAGAUUGUGUUACUUUUCAGCUAUACCUCAGCAAUCGAUCUAUCGUGCAACAAUCUUGUUGGAAACAUUCCAAAAGAAUUAAGUUUAUUAAAAGGACUUUACAUGCUUAAUUUAUCCCAUAAUCAUUUCUCUGCUAACAUCCCUACGAAUUUUGGAAAUAUGUCUGGUUUAGAGUCUUUGGAUUUAAGUUUCAAUAGAUUGUCCGGAGAUAUCCCGCAAUCCUUGACAUCAAUAGACUCUCUUGGAUUUCUGGAUUUGUCUUACAACAAAUUGAGUGGAAAGAUUCCAAGAGGAGGUCACUUCGAGACUUUGAGUAGGGAUGGUUCAGCUUUUCUUGGGAACGAUUUAUUGUGUGGAUUCCCAAUAGAUAGGGUUUGCAAGGGUGGCCAUAAUGGUGCUGGCAACAAUAACACUACCAUAAAAGUCGAAGAAGAUGUUCAAGAGAAUGCAAAUGAAAGACUAUUAUUUUACCGUGUUAUCGUUUUGGGUUAUGGAUUUGGAUUUUUGGGUUUGUUCUUCGUUCUUCUUCUUAACAAAGAAAAAUGGUGGUUCGGGUAUUGGAGAAUUAUUGAUUCCAUCGUCAUUAGAAUACUCGGUUGUAAUUACAAAAAUAAUUGAUAGUAAUAC